Oryza sativa Japonica Group (Japanese rice) is the source of this 3529-nucleotide messenger RNA. The record is from RefSeq and is a predicted model, not a curated record. Lineage: Eukaryota; Viridiplantae; Streptophyta; Magnoliopsida; Poales; Poaceae.
AGAAGGGAAAAAAAAUACGAAAAGCAAAAAGGAAUAAACGGAGGGGGCUAAACACCAAAAUUCCCCCUCUCCUUCUCCUUCCCCUCCUCCCGAAACCCUCGCCGCCGUCGCUGUCGAAACCCUCGCUGCUGCUGCUGCCGCACGGCGCGGCGGGGUACCGGGUCCCCCUCCCUGCGGCGGCGCGGAGGGGUAGGUCUCCCCCCCCUCGCUGCGGCGUGGCGGUGGGGGGUGCGGUGCCGGCUGCCGCGCCAUGAUCUUGCGCCGGUGGACUGCGCCUAUCCAAUAAAAAAAAAAGAUAAAGAUAGAACAAGUAGGUUACUUUCCGUACCAUGGGGCGACCGGGGAUGGACUCCAGCGAAGGGAGGGAGAGCAAUGGCGUUGUUCCUGAACGUAAUGGUGGUGCUGUCCCUGCAAAACAGCAGUUGGACGGGAAGGACACCUUGCGGUACGCCAACAUCCUCCGCUCCCGCAACAAAUUUGCCGAAGCACUCCAGUUGUACAAUAAUGUCCUUGAGAAGGAUGAAGCCAAUGUGGAGGCCCUUAUUGGCAAAGGGAUUUGCCUCCAGGCACAGAGCCUACCUAUGCAGGCCAUCGAGUGCUUCAACGAGGCCGUCAGGAUCGACCCAGGGAAUGCAUGUGCUCUCACUUAUUGUGGGAUGAUAUACAAAGAUGAGGGUCACUUAGUUGAAGCUGCAGAGGCUUAUCAAAAAGCUCGAAAUGCAGAUCCUUCCUACAAACCUGCUGCAGAGUUUCUUGCUAUUGUGUUGACCGAUCUUGGAACUAGCUUGAAGCUUGCAGGUAAUACAGAGGAGGGGAUUCAAAAAUAUUGUGAAGCUUUGGAAGUUGACAGCCACUAUGCGCCUGCUUAUUACAACCUUGGUGUGGUUUACUCGGAGAUGAUGCAAUUUGAUUUGGCUCUUACUUGUUACGAGAAAGCUGCUUUGGAGAGGCCAUUGUAUGCUGAAGCUUAUUGCAACAUGGGAGUUAUUUACAAGAAUCGUGGAGAAUUAGAAGCAGCAAUUGCCUGCUACGAGAGGUGCUUGACUAUUUCCCCAAAUUUUGAGAUUGCCAAGAAUAACAUGGCAAUAGCACUAACCGACUUGGGUACAAAGGUAAAAAUUGAGGGUGACAUUAAUCAAGGUGUGGCAUAUUACAAGAAAGCUCUGUUCUACAAUUGGCACUACGCUGAUGCCAUGUAUAAUCUUGGUGUCGCAUAUGGUGAAAUGUUGAAUUUUGAGAUGGCUAUUGUUUUUUACGAGCUUGCUCUGCACUUCAAUCCUCGCUGUGCGGAGGCAUGCAACAACCUGGGAGUAAUAUACAAGGACAGGGAUAAUCUUGACAAAGCUGUUGAAUGUUAUCAAAUGGCCUUGUCAAUUAAGCCAAAUUUCUCUCAGUCAUUGAAUAACCUUGGAGUUGUCUACACUGUCCAGGGAAAGAUGGAUGCUGCUUCAAGCAUGAUUCAGAAGGCCAUAUUUGCAAAUUCCACGUAUGCUGAAGCAUAUAAUAACUUGGGUGUUCUUUACAGAGAUGCAGGAAGUAUUACUUCAGCCGUACAAGCUUAUGAGAAAUGCCUUCAAAUUGAUCCUGAUUCACGAAAUGCUGGUCAGAAUCGUUUGCUUGCGUUGAAUUAUAUUGAUGAGGGCUUUGACGACAAGCUUUAUCAAGCUCACAGGGAGUGGGGAAAACGCUUCCUGAAAUUGUAUCCACAGUAUACUAGUUGGGAUAACCCAAAAGUCGCUGAUCGUCCUCUGGUCAUUGGCUAUGUGUCUCCUGAUUACUUUACUCACUCUGUGUCAUACUUCAUUGAAGCUCCCCUUGCACACCAUGACUACUCAAAUUACAAGGUGGUUGUGUAUUCUGGUGUUGUGAAGGCAGAUGCCAAGACCCUUCGAUUCAAGGAUAAGGUAUUAAAAAAGGGUGGGUUGUGGAGAGAUAUAUAUGGUAUUGAUGAAAAGAAGGUUGCUAGCUUGGUAAGAGAGGACAAAGUGGAUAUACUUGUGGAACUUACUGGUCAUACGGCAAAUAACAAGUUAGGAACAAUGGCAUGCAGGCCUGCUCCUAUUCAGGUUACAUGGAUUGGCUACCCUAAUACAACAGGUCUGCCAACAAUUGACUACAGAAUAACAGAUUCAUUGGCUGACCCACCUGAUACAACCCAAAAGCAUGUUGAAGAGUUGGUGCGCCUUCCUGAAAGCUUUCUUUGUUACAGUCCUUCCCCAGAAGCUGGGCCAGUUUGUCCCACUCCAGCAAUUUUAAAUGGUUUCAUCACGUUUGGGAGUUUUAAUAAUCUAGCAAAGAUUACACCAAAAGUAUUGCAAGUUUGGGCCAAAAUUUUGUGUGCAGUCCCUAACUCCCGUCUUGUGGUUAAGUGUAAGCCAUUCUGCUGCGACAGUAUUAGACAGAAAUUCCUAUCAACACUAGCAGAAUUGGGUUUGGAGCCGUUACGAGUUGACUUGCUGCCACUCAUCCAUCUCAACCAUGAUCACAUGCAAGCAUAUUCCCUAAUGGACAUAAGCCUGGAUACGUUUCCAUAUGCUGGAACUACUACUACAUGUGAAUCUCUAUACAUGGGGGUUCCAUGUGUUACUAUGGCUGGCUCAGUCCAUGCUCAUAAUGUUGGUGUUAGUCUACUCACUAAAGUUGGGCUGGGGAGGCUGGUUGCGAAGUCUGAGAAUGAAUAUGUUAGCUUAGCAUUGGAUUUAGCGGCAGAUGUUACUGCCUUGCAAGAACUGAGAAUGAGCCUCCGAGGGCUGAUGGCGAAAUCACCAGUGUGUGAUGGAGAGAAUUUCACACGUGGUCUGGAAUCUGCAUACAGAAACAUGUGGCGCAGAUACUGUGAUGGGGAUGCACCUGCCCUCAGGCGGUUGGAUCUGUUACAGGAAGAGCCAUGCUCCAAUAACAAUAAGCAAGAUUUUGAUGACAAUCAGGUCGCAAAGCUCGCAGAUCUGAAAGCACAGAGAGUGGAUGCCGCGGUAGAUGGAGACAAGCAAUCCCAGUUAACAGCGCAUGCUGCAGUAGUAGGGGAAGUUCAGCAGGCCCCAAUAAUGGUGAAUGGUGUGAGUUCACCUGUCUCUUCUGGGAAAGUUGAAGCAAAUGGGCACAUAAGCCGGUGACCAAGGGGAGUCGAGCAUACUCCAUUGAUGUGGGAAACACUGACCCACUGUAGCUUGAGAUGCACCAUUGCUGUGGUGGACAUUUGUUCUUACAGAAUUCGACGCUUUGCAGGCCUACACUGGGUGUCUCAUUUGUCUGACACCCACAAUGGAUAAGAAAGAAGAGCACUUCUGUGCCAUCCGACGGUGAUUUCUCUGGUUACACUUUGACCUUUGUAGCAAAUGUAAGAUUGAUGGGGGAUAUGCUUAUAGAGUUUGAUUUGUAGAGGUAUACCCCCUGUGUAGGUUUAUGAACAUGAUGGCUUCAGUUGCCAUAUGUUAGAAGAAACAGAGAAAGAGGAGGAAGCCCUUGUUGUAAAUGCAGAAAAAACAGAACUGAAAAACUACUAGAAUCAAUUGACGGCGGCAUUUCAACA